CUCUUGGAGGGAUAAAAGUCUUGUGCUGGAGCCCCAGGGCAGGACUCAUUCACCUCAUCUGUCCAUCUGUUUGAAGCUGCUGAGACCAUCCGUCCUGAUCAUGUCCCGUGUGCCUUUUGGUGCCCAUGGAGGCUUCAGUGCCCACUCUGCUUGCUCUGCCCAGCUGGGGAACUGGCGCAGAGCUGGCAGCAGGGAAGCAAAGACAAACGGUGGCUUCAGCAGCCGAAGCUUUUGUUCCAUGGGAGAGGCGAGGGGCCUCUCUAGCAGAGGAGACAGAAGCUGGGCGCCACGGGGCAGAUUUGGGGGGAAGUUUGGGCAGGGUGGGGUUGGGGCUGGUCUUUGUCCCCCAGGAGGCAUCCAAGAGGUCACCAUCAAUCAGAAUCUCCUAAGUCCUCUCAAGAUUGAGAUUGACCCUCAGUUCCAAACUGUCCGGGCUCAGGAAACCCAGCAGAUUAGAGCCCUCAACGACCAGUUUGCUUCCUUCAUCGACAAGGUUCGAUUUCUGGAACAACAGAACAAAGUGCUGGAGACCAAGUGGCAGCUUUUGCAGGACCAGGAGGGGAUGGGCGGCCACCUUCAAACCAUGGAGCCUUUCUUUGAGGCUUAUAUAGCCAGGCUGAGAAGGCGACUAGAGCAGCUCCAGGGGGAACGUGGAUCACUAGCCUUGGAGCUGAAGUCUUGUCAAGAGCAGGAGGAGGAUUAUAAAACCAAGUAUGAACAGGAGGCUUUCAAACGUCCCAUAGCUGAGAACGACCUUGUGGUUCUCAAAAAGGACACAGAUGGUGUUUACAUGAGCAAGGUGGAACUACAAGGCAAAGUGGAUACUCUUCGAGAAACCAUCUGCUUUUUGAAACGUAUCUUCAAUCAAGAACUCAGUCAGAUUAAGACUCAUGCCAACGAUGCUUCAGUGAUUGUUUCUAUGGACAAUAACCGAUACCUGGAUCUGGGAAGCAUCAUUUCAGAGAUCCGAGCUCAGUAUGAACUUAUUGCUCAAAGGAGCAAAGCAGAGGCUGAAGCCAUGUACCAGACCAAGUAUCAGGAACUUCAAAUGUCUGCAGAGAAACAUGGAGACAGCAUAAGAGACACCAAGAUUCAAAUCACUGAGCUGACCCAAGCAAUUCAGAGACUUCAAAAUCAGAUUGAGAAUAUUAAGAAGCAGAAUGCCACAAUCCAGUCAACCAUCACUGAUGCUGAACAACGUGGAGAACAGGCCAUCAAGGAUGCGCAGGUCAAGGUGGUGGACUUAGAGAAUGCGCUUAAGAAAAGUAAGCAAGACAUGGCAAGACUGCUCCGAGACUACCAGGAGCUGAUAAGCACCAAACUGGCCCUGGAUGUGGAAAUAGCCACUUACAGGAGACUACUGGAGGGCGAGGAGUGCAGGAUGUCUGGGGAAUACAUUGACAAUGUCAGCAUCUCAAUGGUUGGUGGAGGUACCACUAGCUCUGGAGGAUGUGAAAACUCGGGAUUCAGCUGCUCCAGUGUUGUUGUUGGAGGCUCCCAUUUAGUCAAAGACCCUGGUUCUGGAUCCAUGUCUGCCUCUGGUUCUGGCUUCUCUAAAUCCAGUUCCAGUUCUGUCACUGGCACCAUCUUGAAGAAGACAACUAUGUCAACUUUGAAGACUGUCAUAUACUGAAUGACAGAGUGGAUCCCAAAGGCAAACCCUUUAAUGGCCCAGACAGAGUUCCACAAUUCAGAGCUUUCCCUCCUCAGCCAGCUGGGUCCCUUUUAUGUUCCCUCAUAGUUCCAGACAUUGAUCAAUGCUUUUUCUUUCCCACAAACAUUAACAGCUCAGAUUUUUAUAGUUUCAUUUUCUCACAAUGUCUCUAUAAGUCAUGUAGUACAAAUAUUGUUAUACCUAUUUUAAUGACAAGGAAAAGGAUGAUCAGAGACUUUAUUGAUUUACUUGAGGUCACAUAACUAUGAAAAGCCAGACUAGGACUGGACCUGUGCUAACAGGGUAGAAAGAGUAUUGGCUUUGGAGGACUUGAGUUCAAAUCCCAGCUCUGUCACAGAGGUACAAGCUCUCAGGCAAUUUGUUUAAUCUCUUUGGGUUUCACCUUCAAACAAGGGUUUGCGAUUCUGGAGCAACAAUAAAGUUUAUUUGUU
Sarcophilus harrisii (Tasmanian devil) is the source of this 2106-nucleotide messenger RNA. RefSeq names its product keratin 78 (gene KRT78). The transcript is spliced from 9 exons. Gene Ontology annotation, cellular component: keratin filament. Gene Ontology annotation, molecular function: structural constituent of skin epidermis. Gene Ontology annotation, biological process: keratinization; intermediate filament organization. Bases 101 to 1633 code for a protein of 510 amino acids. The record is from RefSeq and is a predicted model, not a curated record. Lineage: Eukaryota; Metazoa; Chordata; Mammalia; Dasyuromorphia; Dasyuridae.